GAUCCUCAAAUCUCAGCUCGCCCGGGUUAAUGAUUGAAAGCGUGAACUUAGUACUUGAGCGUGGAGUUUGGAGUCUGGCCUCCACUACGAUACAUAUUACUUUAGUAUUCCCGAGAGCUUGUCCUCUUUUUCUGUCUCCGAAGUGCUGCUCAGUCACCAACUUCUGCUGUCUGUCCACACGGAGAGCGCACUAUGUUAAAGCUAAGCUUACUUUUGCUCUGCGCUCUAGCAUCUUUCCUGUCUGUCUCCGCUAAAGCUGGGCCCAGGCUGAGCGGGGGACAGCUGUAUAAAUUCGGCUAUUCCACGGAGGUGCAGCUGGACCGCGAGCGCGGCACGGCGGGCGGGGCCGCGGGGUACAGGAUCUCCUCCUCUGUGGGCAUCAGCCUGGCCUGGAGGGGCCCCGCCGGCCCCGACGACCAGCUGCUCAGAGUCACCAUCAGCGACGUGGAGAUAGAGACCGCCACUCCUCGCCCGGACAAGGACAACAUCUUCCUGGACACGCCGACGCAGAAGAUCCUGGGCACGGCCAACCUGGCAGCCCUGGAGCGCCCGUUCCUGGUGCACCUGAAGCUGGGCAAGGUGAGGGGUCUGUACUCCUAUCAGGACGAGCUCUCCGCCAUCAGGAACCUGAAGAGGGGCGUGGCCGGGCUUCUGCAGCUACAGCUGACUUCUGGGAAAAGGCAGGAGGUGGAUGCGUCCGGGCGGUGCAUGGUGGAGUACACAGUGGGGAAGGAUCGUGUGACGCGGGUGAAGGCGGUGGACACCUGUAGAACCCUGGAGAAGGGCUUCUCCACCCACAGCCAGGUGCUGGGCGUGUCCCAGAGGUCCUCCUCCGUCACAGAGUUCACCCUGGAGGACGGCUUCAUCAAGAGCGCCGUGUCUGAGGAGACGCACGUGCUGUCUGUCAACGUCCGCCGCACCGCCGCCACCAAGGUCGUGUCCCGCCAAUCGCUGACGCUGCUGAGCAAAGAGGAAGGACCGCAGGCAGCUGCUGGAGAGGACGUCCUGGCUGUCGUCCAAUCGCUGGACAGCGAGUUUGUGGCCAUCACUGUUCUCCCAGAGAGGGUGAAGACCAAAUGCAAGACCUGCCCGACGCUCUGGGAUCACUGGCGGGCGGUGCACACGCAGUUUGAGCCGGAGAGGCUGUCCAAGGCCACUUCCUCCCGCCACUUCCUGUCCCUCCUCCACACCGUCAGGAAGUCCUCCAAGGAGGACAUCCUCGCCGUGAUGAAGAACUGCAGCAAGACUGCCCUGCCCCAGGUGGUGGACACGGUGACCUCAGCGCAGACCCCCGCCUCGCUCGACGCCGUUCUCUCCUUCCUCAACUUCUCUGACGCGCGCGGCCUGGUGCUGCAGGAGCGCUUCCUGUACGCCUGCGGCUUCGCCUCACACCCCACUGAGGACAUGCUGCACGCCCUGCUGGCACUGUGGAAGGGGCAUAUCGGCAGCACUGAGAUCAGGGAGUCGGUGAUGAUCAUCAUGGGUGCUCUGGUUCGCAAACUCUGCCAGAAGGGCGGCUGUGAGCUUCCGACGGUGCAGGAGGUGAAGCAGCUGAUGCUGGCGGGUCCAGGCGGUGCUGAGGAAGAGGAGCAGGUGCAGAUGUACCUGCUCGCGCUGAAGAACGCCAUGCUGCCCGAGGCAAUCCCACUGCUCACACACUUCUCCGAGUCCGAGGUGGGGGCCUUCAGCAUCAUCGCCAUCACCGCCCUGCAGAGAUACCACUCCUCCCUCAUCACUGCCGAGGUGAAAGAGACGCUGAACCGCGUCUACCACCAGACCCGGCGGAUCUACGAGAAGAACGUGCGGGCGGCGGCCGCCGACGUCAUCCUGAGCUGCGAGCCCUCCUACAUGGCGGUGCAGAACCUGCUGCUCUCCAUCGGGCACCUGCCCCACGAGAUGAACAAGUACAUGCUCUCCAAGGUCCACGACAUCCUGCACUUCCAGAUGCCCGCCAGCACCAUGGUGCGGCGGGUGAUGAAAGACAUGAUCUCCCACAACUACGACCGCUUCUCCAAAGUGGGCUCCUCCUCCGCCUACUCCGGCUUCAUGGCGCGUGCGGAGGACAUCACCUCCACCUACAGCCUGGACAUCCUGUACUCGGGUUCUGGAAUCCUCCGCAGGAGCAACAUGAACAUCCAUGCCUUCAGCCAGGGGGCUCACCUGCACGGCCUGCAGGUGGCGAUUGAGGCGCAGGGUCUGGAGGGCAUGAUCGGGGCCAUGGCUGACGAGGGGGAGGAGGACCUGGAGAGCUUCGCCGGGAUGUCCGCCGUGCUCCUCGACGUCCAGCUCCGCCCCGUCACCUUCUUCAAGGGCUACAGCGACCUCAUGUCCAAGAUGUUCUCUCUCUCUGGGGACCCCAUGAGCGUGGUCAAGGGCCUCAUCCUGCUCACCGACCACUCCCAGGUUCUCCGGUUGCAGUCCGGGCUGAAGGCCAGUGUGGAGUUCCAGGGCGGACUGGCCAUCGACAUCUCCGGCGGCAUGGAGUUCAGCCUCUGGUACCGGGAGUCAAAGACCAGCGUCAACAACAGGGGCGCCCUGGUGGUGGUGGGCAGCGUUGCCGUGGAUAUGGACCUGAUGCGUGCGGCGGUGGAGGUCAGCUUUGAGACCGAGGCCUCGCUGGACUUCAUCACCACCGUGCAGUUCUCCGAGUACCCCUUCCUGGUCUGCAUGCAGAUGGACAAGGCCACCUUCCCCCUCAGGUACGACCACACCACACUCACCUGUCUGCUCAGGGAGUUUGUGACGAAGGAGGAGAGCUUGUGGUCGGGGAAGAGCUUCGCCUCCCAUCGUGGCCGCAAGGAGCGCAUUCCCGGCUCGGAAUUCCCUCUGCACCAGGAGAACUCCAACAUGUGCAAGAGAGUGUUCGAGGCCUCCUGGUAGAGCCCCCUCUGGUGGCGGGGAGGGGGUGGUGCAUUUCUCACUGGGAUUGUGGCGCACUGGUUCAGCCUAUCGGAGGCAAGGUUUGGGAUAAACCCCGCCCCAACCGCCCCACCCCUCCCUUCUCUCCCGAGUUGUGGAACUAUUUAUUGUACAGGAAGACACUGAGGAAUAUAUUCAUCUCAGCUACAAUGUGAACAGGUGUAGAAAAAGGAAAGUCACAUUUUUAAACUACAAACAACAUGUUUACAUACUGUAUUUAGAAUUAUUUAAAAAAAAUUUGUUUUUGUUUUGUUUUGUGAGAGAAAAUGACGCAUGUUAUUCACAUCAGGAGGUUUCAUAAGUGCCUUUUCCACUGUCCUGUGGAAGCACACAUCCUCUCAAUCCCCGUAGAUAGCAUUCAGGUGGCAGCCUCUAAAAUAUUCACAUAUGAUUGUAAAUAUGACAGGCAACAGGCUACGCUGUAGGAAAAUAACUGCCGUACAGUAGUAGGUUACAGUAGCAUGUUCCAGUGAGCUGAUUAGUCUUAUUUUCUAUUGUGGUAAAAAAAAAAAGGAAUUUAGUUUGAAAAGAAGAAGAGAUUUGGGGUCAGGGCGAUCCACACACGCUCAUGUUCAUGACCUCUCUGUCCCGCUGUGGAUGAGCUGUGAUUACGGCCCCAAUUAGACACGGACUGUUCCCUUCUAAAAUACUGUGUGUUUGCUUGUUUGGAUGGACCCCCCCUCCCCAAUCAAUCGAUAGUUUUUUUGUCAAAUCACAGGAAAACCAGGGUAUUAGAAUGAAUUCGCUGCUUGAAGGCGAUUGCCUCGUGAGAUUGUUUUUAAUUACUCCCAAAUGUGCCUUAGAAAAUGUUCAUUACUUAAAGUAUUGUUUUGGAUAUUUAUUUCCAAAUUCUGCUGCUUUAGCCCCUCCCCCUCUCCUCCCCCGGCUUGCACAUCAGUGCUGCUUCCUGAUUGCCCAGCAUGCACUGCUUGUGUAGUUGUCGAGGGCAGCACGAGGGCCCUAACUUCUUAUUUUGCCUGAUGCUUUUUUUCAAAGUGCCUUACAUUUCGGCUAAGCAGGGGACAAUCUCAAUGACACCCCCCCCCCCCCCCCCAACUCACUGU
Messenger RNA from Conger conger (European conger), 3983 nucleotides. RefSeq names its product microsomal triglyceride transfer protein (gene mttp). The transcript has 18 exons. NCBI's taxonomy places the organism in Eukaryota, Metazoa, Chordata, Actinopteri, Anguilliformes, Congridae. Gene Ontology annotation, cellular component: Golgi apparatus; basolateral plasma membrane; endoplasmic reticulum. Gene Ontology annotation, biological process: lipid transport; cholesterol homeostasis; lipoprotein metabolic process. The record is from RefSeq and is a predicted model, not a curated record. The coding region runs from base 193 to 2880 and encodes 895 amino acids. Gene Ontology annotation, molecular function: lipid binding.